GGGUUCCGCGUCCCCGGCAGUUAGGAAGACAGGUCUUGAAGGGGCCUUGACGGGUCCCCGCGCCCGGCGCAGGGGACACGGGCUCCCUUCCUCCCGCGGGAGUUCUGUGUAGUCCGGGUACGAUGUGCUGUCCCACGCCCACAGGCUCGUGCUUUUCCUCUGCGCCCCGACGUCUGCGACCCGGCACGGAGUAGUGAGCACCUCCAUAGCCCCAUAAGUUCUAGCAUCCCUGCCGCCGUUUUCUCUCAGGCUUUGCCAUGCCAGUGGUGCUGGGUUUUGAAGGUAGCGCCAACAAGAUUGGCGUGGGAGUGGUGCGGGAUGGCGAGGUGCUGGCGAACCCGCGGCGGACUUACGUCACGCCUCCAGGCACAGAUGUUAUGAGCCUCCUGUGGAGUUGGACCUAUGAACGGGUUUUCAUACUGUAGCAUGGUCAAUGGUAUACAGAAAUGGAAUUGAGAAAAUGAAGAGGAGACAGAUGAGUGGAAUGCCUCCCAGCUUAGGAUUCCUUCCAGGUGAUACUGCCCGGCACCACCGAGCUGUUAUCCUAGACCUGCUGCAAGAGGCACUAACAGAGGCUGGCUUAACCUCCCAGGAUAUCGAUUGUAUUGCUUACACCAAAGUUUCUAAGAUUCUAGUUCCCAUUUCUGUCCUCCUAGGCCCUGGCAUGGGUGCUCCGCUGGCUUCUGUGGCCGUUGUGGCCCGUACUGUGGCCCAACUAUGGAAUAAGCCCUUGUUGGGUGUGAACCACUGCAUAGGCCACAUUGAGAUGGGUCGCCUCAUCACUGGAGCCACCAGCCCGACUGUGCUAUAUGUCAGUGGGGGAAAUACACAGGUGAUUGCAUACUCAGAACAUCGCUAUCGCAUCUUCGGGGAAACCAUUGAUAUAGCCGUUGGUAACUGUCUGGAUCGUUUUGCUCGCGUGUUGAAGAUUUCCAAUGACCCAAGUCCAGGAUACAACAUCGAACAGAUGGCAAAGCAAGGCAAGAAGCUAGUUGAGCUGCCGUACACUGUAAAGGGAAUGGACGUCUCUUUUUCAGGGAUCUUGUCUUUCAUUGAAGAUGUAGCUGAACGGAUGCUGUCCACAGGCGAGUGUACUCCUGAAGAUUUGUGUUUCUCUCUGCAGGAAACCGUGUUUGCAAUGCUGGUAGAGAUCACAGAGCGAGCCAUGGCACACUGUGGCUCCCAGGAAGCCCUCAUUGUGGGAGGUGUCGGGUGUAACGUAAGGCUGCAAGAGAUGAUGGAAACAAUGUGCCAGGAACGCGGAGCCCAGCUCUUUGCCACAGAUGAGAGAUUCUGCAUUGACAAUGGAGCCAUGAUCGCUCAGGCUGGCUGGGAGAUGUUUCAGGCUGGACACAGGACCCCCCUCAGUGAGUCUGGGAUUACACAGAGGUAUCGGACAGAUGAAGUAGAAGUUACCUGGAGGGACUAAUAACAUAACGGGGAUCAGAAUAGAUAGUUCCCUAAGUGGAGUGCAGAGGACCCUGAGCCUGUCUGUAUCCUGACAUGUGAGUCCUAACAAGACUCUGAACUUCCCUCUCCCUUGGCAAGACUGAACUCCAAGGAAGGCUUAGGGUCGCCUAUGGAACCCCAAGUAUUUCAGCAAUAAAAUAUUUUUGGUUUUGUAUGUUGAUUAUCAGA
This is a messenger RNA of Tupaia belangeri chinensis (Chinese tree shrew), 1638 nucleotides long. It is a transcript of the gene OSGEP, whose product is annotated as O-sialoglycoprotein endopeptidase. Bases 434 to 1429 code for a protein of 331 amino acids. The transcript is spliced from 12 exons. Lineage: Eukaryota; Metazoa; Chordata; Mammalia; Scandentia; Tupaiidae. Gene Ontology annotation, biological process: tRNA threonylcarbamoyladenosine modification. The record is from RefSeq and is a predicted model, not a curated record. Gene Ontology annotation, cellular component: cytoplasm; EKC/KEOPS complex.